AUGGAAGCUAGUGCAUUAGAUUUCGUGGCUCAAGCAUGCAUGGAUUUAUCCGAUGCCAUGUCUUCUGCUGCAUCUGAGGCGGAUAGAGAUAGUCUGAUAACUAACCAUAUAAAAAAAGUUUGGUCAGUAGUUACAUCCAUUGAUGACUUUAAAAAAGAGUUGGAAUGGGUAAAUGUAUCAGAGGCAAUUUCUCUCUCUCAACAUUGCAAUGAUAAAGUAGUAGUGCUAGAUUUCUGGACUUACUGCUGUAUUAACUGUUACCAUGUAUUGCCAGAGUUGGCACACUUGGAGAACAUACACAAAGUUGAAAAUGGACUUGUUGUGAUUGGUGUUCAUUGUGCAAAAUUUAACAAUGAAAAGGAUACAGCAAACAUUCUAGCCGCAGUACAAAGGUAUAACAUUCACCACCCAGUUGUAAAUGAUGCUGACAGUACAUUUUGGGAAGCUCUUGGAAUUCGCUGUUGGCCAACCUUACUAAUAUUAGGUCCUGGAAACAAACCAAUUUUUGUAUUAACUGGUGAAGGCCACAAAGAAGAAUUAGUCUGGUUUGUAGGGGCGUUGAUACGCCAUUUUAGCUCACGAAUCUCUACUGCUUCUUUACCCAUGUCACUAUCUAAUUAUAUUAAACCAAAGGAUACUGGAGUUUUAUACUUUCCAAGUAAGGUGGCGUUGAAUCCGUUCUACCGGGGUAGGUCGGAGGAGCCCUUCCUGGCGAUAUCGGACACAGGUCACCAUCGUGUUCUUCUAACGGACUGUUCAGGGGUCAUACUGCGCAUCAUUGGCGGCCCGGAGCCAGGCUGCGAGGAUGGCAAGUUGAGCGACGCGAAGCUGGACUCGCCGCAGGGCGUCUGCUGGCUCUCGGGCACCGUGCUAGCCGUCUGCGACACGAACAACCACGCCGUGAGGGCUGUCCAUUUGGACGACGGCACCGUUGAGGUGCUCGUCGGCACCGGCGUACAGUCGCCGCCCGGCGAUCUUGGUGGCAAGUGCUUGGGGCUGCAAGCGCUCUCGUCACCAUGGGAUCUGGCGCUGUACACCACUCCCGAUAUGGACAUGUCGGUGCGGCCGCAGCCGCCGCCGCCGCCGCCUGGCGCCACCGCUCCGGAGCAGCGCGACGAUGCAAAAGAAAAAGACAAGAAAGACGGGAAACGACGCGUGCUUUUAAUAGCAUGCGCAGGAUCACAUCAAAUUUGGGCGCUCUUCCUUGACAAUACGAUAUGGUGGAAAUACAAAAGCUAUGCAGAGGGUACUUGUGUGUGCAUCGCCGGCUCUGGCGUGGAGGCGGCGCGGAACAGCGCUUACCCGAACACCGCCGCAUUCGCACAGCCUUCGGGACUUACCCUUAGAACGGGUACGAACCCUGAGAUAUUUAUCGCUGAUUCGGAAAGCUCGUCGAUACGAAGGCUAGCGCUGUCCACCGGACAGGUGUCGACAUUGUGCGGCGGAGAUCGGAAUCCCUUGAAUUUGUUCGCCUUCGGCGACGUUGACGACAUCGGGGUAGAGGCAAAGUUCCAGCACCCAAUCGGCGUGGCGUUCUGCGAGGUGAACAAGACGCUCUACGUGGCGGACACGUACAACCACAAGAUAAAGAAGGUGGAGAUAGGGCCGCAGAAGGUGACCACGCUGAACCCGACGAUGAUCGAGACCACCGACCCGGCGAAGUUCAACGAGCCGUCGGGACUGUCCGCCAGCGCGGACGGCAAGUACCUCUACAUAGCGGACACGAACAACCACAGCGUGAAGAUCCUCAACCUGGCGAAGAACGUGUGCCAGGAGUUCCGCGUGCGCCUGCCCGACCCCAAGUUCACCGAGCCCGAGAACCUGAUACUGUACAAGAACGACCUGUUCGUCAACCGCAAGUGCGGCAACCUGAUCAUCUACUUCAACGUCAGCCUCGACGCGGAGACGAAGAACGUCAAGUUCACCCCGGGCGCGCCGCAGAACUGGCACGUGUCCAUCCGCGACGUGAACAACAAGGACGUGACGCUGGACGACUUCGAGUUCGUGGCCAGCUCGCAGAAGGGCACCAAGCUGCCGGGCCGCGUGGAAAUGAAGCUUAAGCACAGGACCGAUAGGACCCAUUUUCGCCUGUACCUCAGCUUCCAGACGGCGCUCUGCGACGCCACCGUCUGCUUCUCGCACUCGUUCACGAUCCGCUCCACCAUCCUGGUGCGCGACUCCGUGAAGAUGGUCGAGUCGUACAAGAUCACGUGCAAAGUCAACCCGAUCAACCGGUCCGAGAAGACGGAAACGAGCAAGUCG
Messenger RNA from Iphiclides podalirius (scarce swallowtail), 2262 nucleotides. Lineage: Eukaryota; Metazoa; Arthropoda; Insecta; Lepidoptera; Papilionidae. The record is from the annotation of a GenBank genome assembly.